Messenger RNA from Lolium rigidum, 761 nucleotides. RefSeq names its product DNA-directed RNA polymerase III subunit rpc9-like. Bases 36 to 467 code for a protein of 143 amino acids. Gene Ontology annotation, cellular component: RNA polymerase III complex. Gene Ontology annotation, biological process: transcription initiation at RNA polymerase III promoter. The record is from RefSeq and is a predicted model, not a curated record. Lineage: Eukaryota; Viridiplantae; Streptophyta; Magnoliopsida; Poales; Poaceae. The transcript has 4 exons. Gene Ontology annotation, molecular function: nucleotide binding.
CCCCGAGGUGCUCCCGCCCCCCGGCAGAGGCAACGAUGAAGAUAGAGAAGGCAAAUGCAGGACAUCUCACCAACUUCGAAGUUCUGGACUUCCUGCGAACUAGAGGUGCAAAAACCGAUCCAAUGGGGUGUUUGGGGGCCGUUGCCGCAUCGGAGUGUAAGGUAUACGAGUUCCUCCUGAAAACUCCUGCCUGCAACCAGACAAAGGAAUCGGUUUCUGAAUUCGCAAAGAGAUGCGAGGGCUUCAAGCUUACUCAAGCGGAGAAGCUAAACAUAAUCAACUGGAGACCGUCCUCGGUUCCUGACGUCUAUUCGAUGGUAGAGGAGUGUGCGAAAAGAUUUUGCAGAGAUGAGCAAGGAGCGCCAUGUGACGGGGAAGAACGUGCCACAGAACUUUUGAAUCUUGUAAAUGAGGUUUUGCCACCAGCACCCACUGAGCCUGAGGAUGAAGUGAUGGAGGACGCCUGAAAGGGUCAGAUUCUCGACGUCAGAUACAUAUUGUCAGAUCAGCCCGUAGCUUAUGUCUACAUACAUGUUCUAGAGUAACAGCAGUUCUUAGUGGCAGAAGACCAUGUUGUCUGAUGCAUCCAUGCUAGAAACGAAGAUUUUACUUGGGAGUUUCAGUGGCAGUUGAGGCUCUGUUCGUCCUUGUUGGAAACGAAAAUGAACUAAAAGAGACUAAGCAUUUUCUUUACGAUGUGAUAGUGUAGUACCCAAUUUUCAUGAAUGAUCCAUCCCUUCAUGCGCCCACAUUCCCACACA